This is a messenger RNA of Arabidopsis thaliana (thale cress), 1824 nucleotides long. RefSeq names its product receptor-like protein kinase-related family protein (gene EP1). The record is from RefSeq and is marked reviewed. Bases 233 to 1030 code for a protein of 265 amino acids. The transcript has a single exon. Gene Ontology annotation, cellular component: extracellular region. Lineage: Eukaryota; Viridiplantae; Streptophyta; Magnoliopsida; Brassicales; Brassicaceae.
AUUAUUGUCGAGAUAUCAGUUGCUUGUAAUCUUAUUCAUAAAACAAAAUAGGUUAUUUCAACAAGGCCUUUUCCAAUAAUUUGACUUUUGUUGUUAAUAAAAAGGAAUGACAUAAAAAAAAAUCGUUUACAUUGACUUUGAUUGAUGACUUAUGGUCGUCACAAACUAUUCACGUUAAUAAAUGGAAGCUGCAUGAUGUGAAACUCAAAUCAACGAAGUCGAAAAAAACACCAUGUCUUCUCUGAUCUCUUUUAUCUUCCUUUUCCUUUUCUCAUUCCUCACUAGCUUCAAAGCUUCCGCUCAAGAUCCUUUUUACUUAAAUCAUUAUUGUCCAAAUACGACAACUUACUCAAGAUUCAGCACUUACUCCACCAAUCUCAGAACCCUUUUGUCCUCUUUUGCUUCCCGCAACGCCUCUUACUCCACCGGAUUCCAGAACGUCACGGUGGGACAAACCCCCGACCUGGUCACCGGACUUUUCCUCUGCCGCGGAGACCUCUCGCCGGAAGUUUGCAGUAACUGCGUUGCCUUCUCCGUUGACGAAGCGUUAACUAGGUGUCCAAGUCAGAGAGAAGCUGUGUUCUAUUACGAGGAGUGUAUACUCAGAUACUCUGACAAGAAUAUUCUAUCGACGGCCAUUACAAACGAAGGAGAAUUUAUCUUGAGUAACACCAACACUAUUUCUCCUAAUCAAAGUCAAAUAAACCAGUUUAUAGUUUUGGUGCAAUCUAAUAUGAACCAAGCUGCCAUGGAAGCAGCCAACAGUUCUAGAAAAUUCUCUACGAUAAAGACCGAAUUGACCGAACUCCAGACUUUGUACGGGCUUGUUCAAUGCACUCCUGAUCUUACAAGUCAAGACUGUUUGAGAUGUCUGACAAGAUCCAUCAAUAGAAUGCCACUUUCUAGAAUUGGAGCAAGACAGUUUUGGCCAAGUUGUAAUUCAAGGUACGAGCUUUACUCGUUCUACAACGAAACUACCAUUGGAACACCAUCUCCACCACCACCACCGUCGCCAAGCAGAGCAAAUUGAUGUGCUGCUUUUUACGUCGAAGUUUUGGCCAAGUUGUAAUUCGUUUUGCUCUGCUUUACAAAUUGACGUGUUGCUUUUUCUCUGCGUUUAAAAUUGGUAUCAUCGAAAUAAAGUAACUCAGUUUCUUACAAUCAAAGAGAUAAGGAUUGUGAAGCAGCUAAUGAGUCUUCUUAUUUUGUCUUUACUUCAGUCUUCUCGUCUUUGAUAGUGAAUUGCUCAUCUAGCUUUCUUAAUCUUAGACUUGGUCAAUGUUUUGGCUUUUCUCAUACUAAACCAAUUAAUACAUAAAAUAUUUAAUUUAUUUUCUAUUACAAUUAUCUAGAUAUUUUUAGCUACACGUGAUUGAAACGUGUCUCAAGCUACACCAACGCUCUUCCUCACAAACUGAAUUCGUCGUCGAUAGUGGUUGCUCUUGCUAUCUUGAUGUUUACUUCGUCUGAUCGUUGAACUGGCCCGCUGCAACAUUCUGAGUGUUCCAAGUGAUUAUUCUAGUUGUGCGUAACACCGUAACAGUAAAAAUGAGCUAAGGAAAGCGAGAUGCAAGGGAGAACCAACAGAAGCAUAAGUUUUUCCUCUGUUAUUACUAAUGGAAAAAAACUUUCUUUUUCAUUUUCUAAUUCCUUGUCAGAUUUCUCAGCUUCUCUUCUUUUUGUUUUGUGUAAGACUUGGUCGGAGUCUUAGAUUACGCUGAUGAUUAAAAACUACUAAAAAAGAAAAAAAAAAGAAUAUUACGCAAAUGUUCUCGAUGCAUUGACCAAGUCCUCUUCUGGUUCUGGCUCCAUUUUCACAUGCAG